Molecule: messenger RNA, 2145 nt
Organism: Cottoperca gobio
Lineage: Eukaryota; Metazoa; Chordata; Actinopteri; Perciformes; Bovichtidae
Gene: jam2a
Product: junctional adhesion molecule 2a
Exons: 10
Coding region: 303-1166 (287 amino acids)
Biological process (GO): leukocyte cell-cell adhesion
Cellular component (GO): cell surface; tight junction; protein complex involved in cell adhesion
Source: RefSeq, a predicted model, not a curated record
CGUAGUAACCGAGGCACGCCGCUCCCAGACACACUUCUCAGCCAGAGCACCGGCGACUCUGACCGAACAGUCCCGGAGGUGCGUCCCGCUAAUCCCCCUCGCCUGCUAGUUUCUCCGCGCCGCUCCAUUCCGUUCCGCGCCGGGCCGGUCCGAUCGCUUCCCCUUGGAGAACAGUUUAUUCCCUGGAAGCUGGAUGAAUUAUUGGAGAGUUGUGAACAAGUGCGAGAAGAAAGCUGAGGCUCGGGAUCUGCCUCCUCGCUCCGUCCAGAGAAGACAAGACUCAGCCAGAGUUGUGGACGAUAAUGGAGGGGACGUCCCUGUAUCUUCCUAUUGUUAUUUUACUGAUGCAAUGUUCCCCCUCCGCUCCUGUCACCGUGUCGAGCGACAGACACAAGGUGGAGGUGCACGAGUUCUUAGAUGCGGUGCUGUCAUGCACGUUCCGCACAGAGAAAGACCAGAACCCACGCAUCGAGUGGAAGAAGAAGGGCAAAGAUGUUUCCUUCGUGUACUUUGAUGGACACUUCAAAGGCCCCUUUGAGGGCCGGGCGACCAUUGAAGGGGCCACGGUGACGCUGCAAAGGGUGACCCAGGAGGACGCUGGGGAGUACCGCUGUGAGAUCAGUGCUCCUUAUGACUCAGUCAACCUGGGCGAGACCAACGUCACGCUCAAAGUCCUGGUGCCCCCACACACCCCGUCCUGCGAAAUCCCCAGUGGGGCAGUGACGGGCUCCGUGGUGCAGCUGCGCUGUAGGGACCAGCAGAGCAUCCCGCCUGCUACUUACUCCUGGUUCAAGGACAGCAUGCCGAUCAGCCUGCCAUGGCACGCCAACGCCACAUAUCUAAUCAACUCACACACAGGAGUACUCGAGUUCAAAGCUGUAGCCAAAGAGGACACCGGUCGAUACAGCUGCCUGGCUUCCAACGGAGUGGGACCGCCCAAGAUGUGCCAGGGCAAGCACAUGAAGAUAGAGGACGUCAACGUCUCGGCCGUGGUGGCGGCGGUGGUGGUGGUCUUCCUGGUCGUCGUGGUCUGUGGGUGCGGGGGACUCCUCUUGCACCGCAACGGCUUCUUCAGCCCAGGACACAGAGGAAGGUCCAAUGUCAACUACAUCCCUCCGCCCCAAGAGCCGCAGGAUUUCAAACACACCCAGUCAUUCAUGCUCUGAGAAGCUGGCCUUCCUUUGAGAACAUAUCCCCCUCGUGACAAGGUGCCAAACACUGGAUUCUCUGAUUGAUUUUCUCUCUGGACUCUGAAUGAGCUCUUGAUCUUCCAAUACAAUCUUCUUCCUCUACUACUCCUUUUUGGAUGGGAAGAACAUUUGCAAGGCUUCUUACUCUCUUGCUUUGCACUGUGUGGGUCGCCUCAGUCAUUGAUGUUUUCUGCUUUUAUGGGAUUAAGUCCAGUUUCAUGGCGUUCUGCUCCCCCCUGGUGGUCAGAUUGUGAAGUUCCAAUUGAUCCUUUCUGAAUAAUCCAGGGACUAGUACAGCUUUCUACAGACUUUGUUUCUUCGCUCUGCAGGCCAAUCUUUUUAUCUAGCUUUGUUUUUUUAUUUUAUUUUUACCAAAGACCGUUUAAUUUAAGGGUUUGGAUUGCUUUAAAAGAUUGAAUCAUCACAAGGGAAUUCUGCGUAAAGCCAUAGAGGAAGCAUUGUUUUCAAUCUGCUCAAACAUAAAUGCAGUUUACCUCAGCCAAUGUUUUGUCUUCUGUAACACUGGGGCCCCCAGCUUCCCAAGGGCCACAUUGCCACACAAGAUCCUCAUGAUCUUAGUAACAGCAUGAAACCAGACAAAGCCAGUCCAGGAGAACAGGAAGCCACUCCAGCCAAUUAUAUUGAGACCAACCCCAUUCCAUCCUAAUGUGCCUGCAUGGUCUUUUUAUAUAUAUAUAUACAUAUUAUAUAUAUAUAUAUAUAUAUAUAUAUAUAUAUAUAUACCUUGUGCCUUUUUAAUUUGUCAUAUUUAUCUAUGGAUCACACUUUUUUGUAAAGAACUUGCCUUACUUUUUUCUGUCUUUAUAUUUGUGUGCCACUGUUUAUCAAUGUUUAUCGAAAUGAAGAGUGUGUUUUUAGACAGUGUGUGAAUGGAUUGUUCAGAGUUUUAUUUGAAUGGUGUAUCAGUAAUAAAAGGUUUUUCUAUUCAAAACCC